CAACAGCAGGCACCACCUAAAAACAUCUUUAGCUCUAAUUUCUCUCUUUGUCUCUCGUUUUCUCUUUCUCAGCCGAAGAUGGUGGCACUAGAAACGAGGCUCGGAGCAGCCAUGAACGCGGAAGUUGUCGGGAGCGGCGGCGAGACCAUGGUGCUGGCGCACGGGUUCGGGGCGGACCAAUCGGUGUGGGACAAAGUCCUGCCUUUCCUGACGCAGCAUUACCGGGUUGUGGUGUUCGACUGGUCUUUUUCCGGCGCCGUAAAAGACCCGAACCUCUUCGAUCCUUCGAAAUACGCUUCCUACGAUGCCUUUGCCGAUGACUUGAUCGCCCUGAUGGACGAGCUCCACUUGGAACACUCGGUGUUUGUCGGUCACUCCAUGUCGGGUAUGAUCGGUUGCAUUGCUUCCAUCAAAAGGCCUCAGCUUUUCACCAGGCUCGUUCUUGUUGCUGCUUCUCCUAGGUACAUUAACAUGGAUGAUUAUGAAGGUGGAUUUGAUGAAGCGGCGAUCGACGGCAUCUUAUCGAGCAUCGAAUCCGAUUACGAAAACUGGACAUCGACUUUUCCGACACUCACCGUCGACAAUUCGGACCCGGCAUCGGUCGAAAAAUUGAGAAAAUGUUUGAAGAGGAUGAGGCACGAGAUCGCCGUCCCUUUGGCCAAGAUGGUGUUUCGUAGCGACGAAAGGGAUAUCCUCGACGAGGUCACUACGCCAUGCACCAUCGUUCAGACCACGAGCGACGUUGUCGUGCCCGGUUCGGUCGCUGACUACAUGCAGAGGAAGAUCAAAGGGAAAUCGACGGUGGAGAUUGUCAAUACCAAUGGCCAUUUCCCUCAGUUGACUGCACAUCUCGAGUUCCUUGCUGUGCUUGCUGGAGUUUUAGGCUUUGAAAUUUGAUUAA
Messenger RNA from Hibiscus syriacus, 901 nucleotides. Its product is annotated as strigolactone esterase D14-like. Lineage: Eukaryota; Viridiplantae; Streptophyta; Magnoliopsida; Malvales; Malvaceae. The transcript is spliced from 2 exons. The coding region runs from base 79 to 897 and encodes 272 amino acids. The record is from RefSeq and is a predicted model, not a curated record.